AUAUGUAAAAUAGUAACAUUGUAACAUCCAGAAGUGUGGGUGGUUCUCUAAGAGAAAGAGAAGUGCUGUACGAGUUUCUAGGGGAGUGACAAGGAGUGAUGGGCUAGGAGUCUGUUGUUAGCUUGGGAUCGCAGCCUUAGGGCAGUGUUGUCGCACUUAGGAAGACCUGCGCAUGGAUGGCCGUGGCUGUGAGGACUAUCGGUGUGUCGAAGUGGAAACCGAGGUGGUGUCCAACACCAGUGGGUCUGCCAGGGUCAAGCUGGGUCACACAGACAUCUUGGUGGGCGUGAAAGCCGAAAUGGGGACGCCGAAGCUGGAGAAACCAAAUGAAGGUUACUUGGAGUUCUUUGUGGACUGUUCAGCCAAUGCUACCCCUGAAUUUGAAGGUCGAGGAGGCGAUGACCUUGGCACAGAGAUCGCUAACACCCUCUCCCGGAUAUUCAACAACAAGAGCAGCGUGGACCUGCAGGCCCUGUGCAUCAGUCCUCGCGAGCACUGCUGGGUGCUCUAUGUGGACGUGCUGCUGCUGGAAUGUGGUGGAAAUUUGUUUGAUGCCAUCUCCAUUGCUGUGAAGGCUGCUCUCUUCAGUACAAGGAUACCAAGAGUUCGUGUUCUGGAGGAUGAAGAAGGGUCGAAGGACAUUGAGCUGUCCGAUGACCCUUAUGACUGCAUCCGGCUAAGUGUGGAGAAUGUCCCCUGCAUCGUCACCCUGUGCAAGAUCGGCUACCGGCACGUGGUGGACGCCAGUCUGCAGGAGGAGGCCUGCUCCUUGGCCAGCCUGCUGGUGUCCGUGACCAGCAAGGGAGUCGUGACUUGCAUGAGGAAAGUGGGGAAGGGCAGCCUGGACCCAGAGAGCAUCUUUGAGAUGAUGGAGACCAGCAAGCGAGUGGGCAAGGUGCUGCACAGCUCCCUGCAGACUGUCCUGCACAAGGAAGAGAGCCUGGGGCCCAAGAGGCAGAAAGUCGGGUUCCUGGGGUGAUGCGCACAUCACCCAACGGCGGGGCUUGUGUCACACUUUUCCUUUUAAGCCAAAGUUUGUAUUUAUUUUUCUUAAGUGUUAUGGAUUUAAGGUAGCAUUUGUACGUGUAAAAUUAAACUCUAUUUUCUGG
Hipposideros armiger (great roundleaf bat) is the source of this 1109-nucleotide messenger RNA. It is a transcript of the gene EXOSC7, whose product is annotated as exosome component 7. The transcript is spliced from 7 exons. Lineage: Eukaryota; Metazoa; Chordata; Mammalia; Chiroptera; Hipposideridae. Gene Ontology annotation, cellular component: nuclear exosome (RNase complex); cytoplasmic exosome (RNase complex). Gene Ontology annotation, biological process: U5 snRNA 3'-end processing; U4 snRNA 3'-end processing; nuclear mRNA surveillance. The record is from RefSeq and is a predicted model, not a curated record. Bases 173 to 979 code for a protein of 268 amino acids. Gene Ontology annotation, molecular function: mRNA 3'-UTR AU-rich region binding.